Carcharodon carcharias (great white shark) is the source of this 4815-nucleotide messenger RNA. It is a transcript of the gene arhgap42a, whose product is annotated as Rho GTPase activating protein 42a. Gene Ontology annotation, biological process: signal transduction. The transcript has 24 exons. The record is from RefSeq and is a predicted model, not a curated record. NCBI's taxonomy places the organism in Eukaryota, Metazoa, Chordata, Chondrichthyes, Lamniformes, Lamnidae. Bases 368 to 3010 code for a protein of 880 amino acids. Gene Ontology annotation, cellular component: cytoplasm. Gene Ontology annotation, molecular function: protein binding; GTPase activator activity.
AAAGCGAGCAGUAUGACGGCUUUUAAUACAUAGACGGCUCUCUGCUUUCCUCCCAGCUUAAAAAUCUAUAAAAACUCAAGGCCUCUCGCACUAAGUCCUGGCUUCAAAAUAGGGACAAAGAAAAACAAAUACGGGAUUGGUUGUGUGUGGACAAGGUGCUGGGAGUUGUCUGAUUAAAGUGCUGCGCUUUUCUAAGUAUUGCGGUGCAUUGCUGCACAUUUGGAGCGUUCCCCGGGAGCAGUUCGAGCUGCGGGCGCGGACGGCAGCGGGCUCCGGACUGGCGCGAGGCUUUGUGACGGCAGCGGUCUCCCGGCUGGCGCGAGGCUGAGUGACGGCAGUUGGAAUUGGGGUCCGGGCGCAAGCUACAAUGGGGCUCCCCACUUUGGAGUUCACCGAUUGUUCCCUGGACAGCCCGGAUUUCAGGGAUCGACUGAAAGCACAUGAAAUCGAGCUCGAGCGCACCAACAAGUUCAUCAAGGAGCUGAUUAAAGACGGCCUUAUGCUGAUUAACGCGCUGAAAAAUCUGUCUGCAGCUGUUCAGAGGUUUUCACAGUCAUUGCAGGAUUUUCAGUUUGAGUGCAUUGGUGAUGCAGAGACUGAUGAUGAAAUUAAUAUUGCUCAGUCCUUCAAAGAGUUUGCACAGCUUCUCCAUACAGUUGAAGAGGAGCGAAGAAGAUUGAUUCAGAAUGCCAAUGAUGUUUUAAUUGCCCCACUGGAGAAGUUUCGUAAAGAUCAAAUUGGUGCAGCAAAGGAUGGGAAGAAAAAAUUUGAUAAAGAAAGUGAAAAAUACUAUUCUAUAUUGGAGAAGCAUUUGAAUCUGUCAUCAAGGAAAAAAGAAGCACAUUUACAAGAGGCUGACACACAAAUUGACAAGGAACGGCAGAAUUUUUAUGAAGCUUCAUUGGAGUAUGUGUUCAAAGUUCAAGAAGUUCAGGAAAAGAAGAAAUUUGAGUUUGUUGAACCUCUGUUAGCAUUUCUUCAAGGAUUAUUCACAUUCUACCAUGAAGGUUAUGAGCUUGCACAGGAAUUUGCACCUUACAAACAGCAGCUACAGUACAACCUGCAAAAUACCAGAAACAAUUUUGAAAGUACCAGACAGGAAGUGGAAAGACUGAUGCAAAGAAUGAAGUCAGCCCCUCAGGAUUACAAACCACCUGGCCAAUGGACAAUGGAGGGAUAUCUCUAUGUACAGGAAAAACGACCCCUUGGAUUUGCAUGGAUAAAACACUACUGUACCUACGACAAAGCAACAAAGACAUUUUCAAUGACCUUAUGUGAACCAAAGUCAGGGGGAAAAUUGAAUGGCCUUGUAACAGCUUCAGAAAUGUUCAAACUGAAAUUUUGCAUUCGAAGGAAGACGGACUCGAUUGAUAAGCGCUUCUGUUUUGAUAUUGAAGUGGUGGAAAGGCAUGGCAUCGUUACACUCCAGGCUCAGUCUGAAGCAAACAGAAAACUUUGGUUAGAAGCAAUGGAUGGAAAGGAACCAAUAUACACUCUGCCUCCUCUUAGCAAGAAAGAAGAAUUGUACCUUAAUGAGGCUGGUUUUAAUUUUGUAAAGAAGUGCAUUGAAGCUGUGGAGACAAGAGGUAUUAAUGCCAUGGGAUUGUACAGAAUGAGUGGAGUAAAUUCCAAAGUCCAGAAGCUAAUGAACACUGUAUUUGCACCCAAAGCAGCUCCUGACAUGGAACUUGACACUGAAUUGUGGGACAUGAAGACAAUUACAAGUGGCCUUAAAAACUAUCUCAGAUGCCUUGUGGAACCAUUGAUGACUUACAAACUUCAUAAGGAUUUAAUUGCAGCUGUCAAGUCAGAUGACCAGAAUUAUAGAGUUCGUGCUGUUCACGCACUGGUUUAUAAACUGCCAGAAAAGAACAGAGAGAUGCUCGACCUUUUGCUAAAGCAUUUAGUGAAAGUAUCCACUCACAGUCAAAAAAACCUGAUGACUGUUUCCAACUUGGGUGUUAUUUUUGGACCAACAUUAAUGAGAUCCCAAGAGGAGACCGUAGCAGCUAUGAUGAACAUUAAAUUUCAGAACAUUGUGGUUGAGAUUCUGAUAGAGAAUUAUGAAAAGAUAUUCCACAGUCUACCUGACCCAAAUGUUCCUCUUCCUCAACCUGAGCAGAGGUCUGGAUCUAGGCGAAGCAAGGCAACUUGCCUGUCGACAGGCCCUAGAAGACCGAGAGGCAUCUACACCCCAACAUUGUGUCUAGCAGAUGCAGACAGUGACACUUUCAGCAGCAGCCCAGACAGUACACCAAUGGGAAGCAUAGAGUCUCUGUCCUCUCAUUCAUCAGAACUAAACAGUUCCUCUAAAACCAGCUCCUCCCAGCGUCAUUUGCACAGGGAGAUAGCAGAUAGCGGAAUACAAUGGGUGUCAGCACCUGCGUCAUUACCUGGACAAAAGGGCACAAUCGUCUGGACCACAAGCCCAGAAUCAAGCUCCAGUGAAGACACUGUUAAAACAGAUGGUCAGGCAGAUUCUCAGAGUCUGUUAUCUGUUUCCAAUGUAGAUAACACAUCUCAGCCAUUAAAUCUGUGCAGUGAAGGAUCCUAUAAAUAUACUGGACUUAAAAGAUCAGUAACGACUUCCUUAACUUCUCUCCCUACAACAGAUGGUACUAAUACUAGAACUUUUAGCAGUUCUGUUCAGAAUCUUUCUUCAAUGGAUUUAAAAGAUACACCUAAAACUGCAUCCAACCCAGCACUUCCUCCAAAGAUGACAAUUAGACGAAGACUAGACACAUCAACGAGCAAUGGCUAUCAGAAACCUGGAUCAGUGGUUGCCUCCAGAGCUCAGUUGUUUGAAAAUAUUGGUACUCCGAAACAAAUUUCCUCCAAACGCCAAGCCAAAGCUAUGUAUGCUUGUAAAGCAGAGCACAGUCAUGAACUUUCUUUCCCACAGGGGGCAAUGUUUACUAAUGUACAUGCAUCAGUGGAACCAGGCUGGCUACAGGGAACAUAUGAAGGCAAAACUGGACUGAUACCUGCAAAUUAUGUUGCCUUUCUUUGAUAACUGCUGGCAAGACUAGAAAAUCUCCAUGGUAUCCAUGGUGAACAAAAUGUUACAAACUGAAAAUGCAAUAUUCUAACACAGCUAAACAGAUGUAAGGCAGUCAGAAGUGUUGGAAUAUUUGCAUCUGAAGAAUAUAUGCCUUUUUAUGGUAUGGAGUACAGGAUUGUGGUCUACAUCAAUAAUUGUUUUAAUAAAAAUUACUAAUCUUAUUAGCCAUAGUUAUUGACAACAAUUCAUUUUGCAGUAUUGAAAAUGGAAAAAGUGAUCAAAUUUAAGUAUAUAUAAAUACAUACAUAUAUAUUUUAUAAAGUUGUAACAUUUGUAUUUCAAGACUCCCUGUUUUAAGUACCAAGUAUUGGAUAUGGGCUAUAUUAGAAAUGUAUGAACAAUGGAAGUUUUACCUUGCUGUGGAUUUUUGUGCACUUGUUAGGCAAAUGUCUCAUUGGAUGGAGAAAGGAAAAUGUAUAUAUAUUGAAUUAUCUCAGCCCGCUGUCUUCCUCUGCAAUAAAUAUGGCAAAGACUGCCAUGCUAGAGUGAGGGUUCCGAGCCACACUAGGUGUAAUGCCUCACACAGAAUUGAUCACCACAGCGUAAACCAUCAUCUUACAAGAUGGAAUGCUGUCACAUCGUAGCUACACAAAUUCUGCAUUUAUUUACAUCUGUGAUUUGAACCUAGCUGGCAUGAUUUUCUUACGGGCAGAAUUUCUGAUGCUUUUCCAGGCUAAAUAUCCCCAAAUUGUAUUUUUAAUUAUAAGUAAUCCAUUAACUUAAUUGAUCGGCCUUUGCAGUAGAGUAUAGGAUGCUGGUGAUCAUUUUUGGUUAGAUGUCACUCAAACAAGUUAUUGGAUGCUUUUCUUGAAUCUCAAAAGAUUAAUUUAUCCAAAGACGUCCUCAGUUACUUUAGCGUGGGUAACUAGUAAUAUAUCUCUAUUUCAAUAUUCAAGUAAAAACAUUACUGUUGUAUUUGGGGAAGAGGUAUGAAUUGUAAAUUUAACAUACUUUGGUUAACAAAGUAGUUGUGAUGCCAAAAUACUUGAGGACUAAUGAAUCCAAUGACACCAAAGAUUUAAGGUAGUGAUAAGAUACAAACAUCCAGUGUAGUGUUGAUCUUCAGUUAUCUGCAAAAAACUUCUCUCAGCAUGUCCAAUGUUCCAACAGUCCAGUGUUUGUUAUGAUCUAUUUGUUGCAUAUAAGAGAUCUAUGCAUUACCUUUCAGGCAAUUUCAGUUUCUCUUAGGUCAAAAUAAUGUUAACAUAUUUAUGUAAAUAUAUAUGUAUGACUUGUUCACAAUUGUGCUACAAAUCAAAAAAUAUUUUAUUUCUGUAAUUUUAAUUUGAAGUAUAAUUUUUUUGGGGGGAAAUGAUUGUGCUCACAAGAUUUCAGUACUUUUUGAAAGAAAAAAAUAACUGCCACACUUUGUGAAAAGGGCAGAGAGAAAAUUGUGCUAGCCUUGAGGAUAAACCGCACUUUUUACUCUAAUUUUAUUUUUUCCAGUACACUGGUGUAUUGGUGUCUUUUUUAAAUGUUGAUUUCCUUUCCUAGAUAUUAUAUAUCAUUCAAUGGUUACAUUGAUAGUUUAAAGUAUAUGUUGUCAAAUAGUUUAGUUGGUUUUAAUGUAUUUAAUUAUUAUGUCACAAAAUGCCGAGUGGUGUUCAACUGAAUUUUUUCUGUUCAUUCAAAAUUCUUUGUUUCAAAUUACCUGAUUGUACCUAUGGCUUGGUAUAUAGUUUAUACAAUUUUGCUAUCAUUUUGAAAAUGCUUGUACUUAUAGUACAAUGUAUUAAAAAAAAGUUAGACAUGUA